GAUGAGUUGCACAGGUAGCCAUGGAGGCGGCAGGAGCGCUGGCCAGCUUGGCACCGUCGCCCAUCACCGUAUUGGGUCUGAUACCACUCCUGGCACUCGGGAUCACGUACUUCAGAUACCAACAAUUCGACCCGGAGUCUUAUAUUACGGAAGUCAAUGCUGUGAUGCCGAUCUACGACUUUGUGAUAGUCGGCGGCGGUUCAGCCGGCGCAGUGGUCGCGUCGCGGCUCUCCGAGAUCGGCAACUGGACAGUGCUGCUCCUGGAGGCCGGUCAAGACGAAUCAGAGAUCUCUGACAUCCCCGCGCUGGCGGGCUACACGCAGCUCUCCGAAAUGGACUGGCAGUUCCAGACCACGCCUUCAAACAACCGCUCCUACUGCCUCGCGAUGAAUGGUGACCGUUGCAACUGGCCUAGAGGCAAGGUACUCGGCGGCUGCAGCGUACUCAAUGCUAUGGUGUACGUGCGAGGCAAUCGCAACGACUAUGAUCUGUGGGAGGCUCUCGGCAACCCCGGCUGGUCCUACGAUCAAGUGUUGCCAUACUUUUUAAAGUCCGAAGACAAUCGUAACCCGUACUUAGUUAGCACGCCCUACCACGCUGCAGGCGGAUAUCUCACGGUCCAAGAAGCACCGUGGCGCACGCCACUGUCGGUAACGUUCUUGAAAGGCGGCAUGGAACUUGGUUACGAAAACCGUGACAUAAACGGCGCUAAACAGACGGGCUUCAUGUUGACCCAGGCGACGAUGCGGCGCGGCAGCCGCUGCAGUACGGCCAAGGCCUUCCUCAGACCUGUGAGACAGAGAAGCAACCUGCACGUAGCCUUAGGAGCCCAAGUUACAAGGAUUCUUAUUAAUCCUGUGAAAAAACAGGCGUAUGGCGUAGAAUUUAUUAGAAAUGGCCAACGUCAGAAAGUCAGAAUUAAACGAGAAGUUAUCAUGUCUGCUGGUGCCUUAGCAACACCUAAACUAAUGAUGUUGAGUGGUGUUGGGCCUGCUGACCACCUCAGGGAACAUGGGAUUCCACUGAUCGCAAAUCUAAAAGUCGGUCACAAUUUACAGGACCACGUAGGGCUUGGUGGCUUAACUUUUGUAGUCAACAAACCUGUGACAUUUAAAAAGGACCGUUUCCAAACUUUUAAUGUUGCUAUGAAUUACAUCUUGUACGAAAAAGGCCCGAUGACGACCCAAGGCGUAGAAGGACUUGCAUUCGUCAACACUAAAUACGCCCCGUCCUCUGGCAACUGGCCCGACAUACAAUUUCAUUUCGCGCCCAGUUCGGUAAACUCUGACGGCGGAGAGCAGAUUAGAAAAAUAUUGAAUUUGCGUGACAGAGUGUAUAACACUGUUUACAAACCGAUUGAGGACGCUGAAACUUGGACGAUACUCCCGUUACUGUUAAGACCGAAGAGUUCUGGAUGGAUAAAAUUGAAAAGCAGGAAUCCCUUCCAUCCACCUGUCAUAGAGCCUAACUACUUCGCUUACAAGGAGGACAUAAAAGUUUUGAUAGAAGGUAUAAAGAUCGCAAUGGCUUUAUCGAACACGACAGCUUUCCAGAGGUACGGGUCGAGGCCGCACAACAUUCCUAUGCCGGGUUGCCAGCACCACGUGUUGUUCAGUGACGAGUAUUGGGAAUGUAGUUUGAAACACUUCACGUUUACUAUAUACCAUCCCACUGGGACGUGUAAGAUGGGUCCCAAGCAGGACAUAGACGCUGUGGUGGACCCGCGGCUGCGCGUGCACGGGGUCGCCAACCUCAGGGUUGUCGACGCGAGCGUGAUGCCUACCAUCAUAAGUGGGAACCCUAACGCUCCCGUCAUCAUGAUCGCUGAGAAGGCAUCGGACAUGAUUAAGGAGGACUGGCUUGUGUUAUGACAGUGUUAUAUUAUAGUGAAUGUAAAAUACUCAGUCAUGAACAAAAUUGGUAUCGUAAAAUACUCUAUAAGUAAAAUAUUAUCUUAUUGAAAGUAAUUAUUGUAAUGUUAAGACUGUAAAUAUACGAAAUAAGGUUUCUAGUGUACGUAUUUUACUUUCGGAGUAUAUUAAGCGUUACGUAUUGUAACAAAACUUACCUAUUGUUACGGUACGGCAUACAAUAAAAUUAUAAAACAUA
Messenger RNA from Trichoplusia ni (cabbage looper), 2109 nucleotides. RefSeq names its product glucose dehydrogenase [FAD, quinone]-like. Gene Ontology annotation, molecular function: oxidoreductase activity, acting on CH-OH group of donors; flavin adenine dinucleotide binding. The transcript has 2 exons. Lineage: Eukaryota; Metazoa; Arthropoda; Insecta; Lepidoptera; Noctuidae. The record is from RefSeq and is a predicted model, not a curated record. The coding region runs from base 21 to 1871 and encodes 616 amino acids.